Molecule: messenger RNA, 5235 nt
Organism: Oldenlandia corymbosa var. corymbosa
Lineage: Eukaryota; Viridiplantae; Streptophyta; Magnoliopsida; Gentianales; Rubiaceae
Source: the annotation of a GenBank genome assembly
AUGACCCUUGGUUGGGAUCCAGCACACAUGAAACUCCACCUUUCUUUGAUUUUCGAUAGUCCCGGUGGUAGGCGUAUAGUGAAGAUCAAGAAUGAUUCGCAUGUAGAGUUCAUGAACCGUGUAGAUCCAAUGUCAUGUUUGGAUUUAUACAUAGAUUUGGAAGAUAUCACUCAAGAAGAAAGAGAAACGAGUUUGGAAAACGUGUCAUUUGGUGAUUUUCGAAGGGGGGAACGUGCUAGUACUUCUCGAAACCGUGAUGAAGAGGAGACACCUUUAUUUGCACAAAAUGACUACCGGGAAGAGUUGGAUUCCGACUACAUAGCUCCAAGUGAAAGUGAAGAAGACUGUGAUGUCUCCGGAGAGAGUGAUUUUGAAGAAAGUGAUGAUGAAAGGUUGGAAAAUGAGGAAAGGGAUUGUAAUCUAUUCGCCCGACGCCAUGUAUAUAAAGCAAAGCAUGCUGUGAAAUUAUGGAAUAUCCAUCAUAAAAGGGAAUAUACGGUCGCCGCGAGUAGUCCAAGGACGUGGGCUGUGCGGUGCAGAACAUUUAAUGUGGAAAGUGAGGAUGGUGAACCACCAUGUGAGUGGAAGAUGCGUGUGUCAUUGAAAGCUCACGGCCUUCAUGAAAUUGUGAGAUGGCAUGAUGCACAUAAUUGCAUGACUCCUGUGAAUGAUAAUGACAAUCGGUGUGUGGACGCGUCUUUGAUUGCUAGACUCAUCAAGAGAAAGGUUGAGGACAACGUAGAUUAUACGGUAGCCUCGGCACAGAAAGAUGUGAAGACAUUAUUGAAAGUAGAUGUGCCAUACAAAAGGGCGUGGCACGGGAGGAGGAAAGCCAUAGAAGCGGUCUAUGGUGAUUGGACCUCCAAUUUCGAAGAACUUCCACGGUAUAUCAUUGCGCUUAAGUUUACUAAUCUUGAGACUCGUAGUAGAGUGGGAAUGGAAGGAGGGACAAGAAGCCGCUUUGAAGCCACCCCUUUCGAUGGUGAUGAUGCUAUGUGGCGUGUUGUUACCGCCACACGCCUAAGUGGCGGGGUAUGGGCGUAUGAGCGGAUCGAGAGGAUCGCGCCCCAAAGAAAAGGAGUAGAUUAUUUGCUUGAUGAGACCGCUCCAUUAGCUCGCCGGUGGGAAUGUAGGUACACGUACGGCGACGCCCCAAGGAGCGGCACUCCACCGUUUAGAGAUCAAUUAACAAGUCUGCGUGUUAAAGAUGGUGAAGUAUUGAACAACAUUCGCGUGAGUACCGAGAGGUUUAGAGAAAAACGAGAAGAUGAUAAUCUCCUAGACGAAGAACUUGACAAGCAUUUGGACGAUAUCAUCAAUCAAACACAUGCCGCUUUAACCUUGGCGCAAAUGAUGAGAUGGAGUUGCGGGGAGGAUGUCCAGGUCUCGUUGUCAUCUUGCUGUGACUGUGAUGAGCAAGUUGGUUCUUAUCAUUCAGGAAUGAAGUUAACGAGCUGUCAGUCAAAUGGCAAUGACAAUAGUGGUGAAAUGUCCCAGUCCCUUAAUGUUGUUUCUGGGGGCACCCCUUCACAUCAUAAAAGCUAUACUGCUGCUAGUACUGUGCCUCCUUCAUAUGUUACUGGAUGGAUGUAUGUCAAUCAAAGUGGUCAAAUGUGUGGCCCUUAUAUUCAGGAGCAAUUGUAUGAGGGCCUAGCUACUGGUUUCUUGCCCGAGGAGCUUCUUGUAUAUCCAAUCCUGAAUGGAUUUCUUGCCAACUCUGUGCCCUUAAAGUAUUUUAAGCAAUUCCCUGACCACGUCGCCACAGGAUUCACUUAUUUAGCCACAUCUGUUUCUAGUGCUGCUAGCAACCAUCCAGUAGCCGAAUUGCCUGCAAAGAAACAAGAAAAUACUGCUGAUUUAAUAAACUCUUCAGCUUCAAACCAUAGAUUUUCUUCCUCUGGUGAAGUUUGCAACUCCACUGCUCAAUCUAUGCCAUCGACAGAUGAACCUUGUUGGUUUUUUGAGGAUGCUGAAGGGACGAAACAUGGCCCACAUUCACUAAUGGAACUUUACUCCUGGUGUCAUUAUGGAUACCUUCAAAAUUCAUUGAAGGUCUAUCACGUGCACAACAGAUACGAGCCAUUCACUUUGAAUUCUUUAUUGAAUUCCUGGGGAAUGGCUUCACAAAGUUUGCCUAAAGCUAUAGGUGUACCAAGUACAGCGCUGUCCAGAGACUUUUUGUCUGAAGUAUCUGAUGAACUUUCCCUCCAGCUUCACUCAGGCAUCAUGAAAUCUGCUCGCCGUCUUAUACUUGAUGAAAUUGUUGGCCACACAAUUGGAGAGUUCAUUGCAACAAAGAAAGCCCACAAGCACGCUAAACCAGAAAGAGCCGAAUCCUCAGUUGAAAAUUCCUUGUCAGAUUACAAGGAUAUUAAAGGGAGGAAGACCUGUACAAUUACUGGAAGUGAGGCAGAUGUUCAGUCCAGAGCUUGCUUGAAAUCUGUUGGCAGUGUUGAGAAUUUUCGGCUUGCAUGUGACGUGCUUUGCAGGAGUUUAAUGAAUUCUUGCAUGGAUGGCAUUUGGAAUGUGGUGUUUCUAGAUACCGUAGCAGAAUAUACAUCCAGUUGGAGAAAGCGCAAACGUUGGUACACUCCUACAAUUUCUACGUUACCGGGCAGUUUCCCUAAGCAGUAUCCUGAAACACUUGCAAGGUUUCCAGCUGAAGAUCUGCAAGUGGAACAAGAGUUGCCCGCUGAUGAAACUGAGUUUCCCCCUGGAUUUGAAAUGGUGGCAACAGCGGUACCGGAUUCAAAUGUUUCUGAUGACAUCAUUGAAAUGUUUCUGGCUGAUCUACAUUCAUCUGCAAAGAUUUCAUUGAGUCCAUAUUUUGAAACUCUUUUGGAGGAAGAAGUGAGGAAAGUUACUGAUAUUCCAAGAGAUGUGGAUGUAAAUGAGGUAGCUGAACUUGCUUCUUGUCUGAGUGAACACGAUUCAUUUCGAACUGCUGCUGUUCCAGAAGCACCACCAUGCAAUGGCGUUGAGAUCCCAUGCCAAUCGGAAGAGGCCUUUCAUCACGAAACUCGAGCUUCUGCAACUGAUAUUUUGUCUAGUGUAUUUAGUAGUUUGUCGGUGCCUUUGAGAAAUAUCUGUAGUGAUGUAGUCAUUGAUAAACUCCAGCCUAGUAAAUUUGAGGGUAAUGGAAAUGGCAAUGCUUGCUUUUCGUCCCAAAUACGUAGAGUGAAGCCCUCUAGGUCAGAUGAAGGUAUCCCUAGGGUAACCCUAAAUGCUGCAUUGAGGAUAUUUCGGCUAAAGGUACAUGAGGUUGUGGUCAGAGAGUUGAAAACAUUGUUUGUCGACGAAGCUAUAUCAGGAGCCUCAAUGAAAGCCUUCAAGAAAUUUCCUAAAUUAAAGUAUUUUGAGGACUUGGGAAGUACAGGAGUUGAUGGGAAUAACUUUCUUAGAGUCAGUGAACUGUGGAAGGGAUCUUCUACUGUAUCUGACUUAACUGGAAAGCAGAUGUAUUACCGGAAGAGAAAGUUGGGUGAGAGAAACUCAGGAUCGCUUUCUCUUUCUUCAACUGCAGAAAAGGUUGAAGUGCCCCGGCAAAUGAUCAAGAAGAAAAAGAAAAAUGAUGAUAUUUCUGAAGAGGUUCCAGCUAUUGCCAGAAAGGGAAACACAAUUACGCGUUUGAAAACACGUGGGGUUCAAAAUUGCCAGAUUGACGUGUGUGGUGCUGCAAGUUUGCCUGAUAAAGAAUUGGACAAGGAUCCUCAAAGGAUUAAAGAAAUGGUGGAUGUCUCAAGCAUCAGUGGGAAGAAGCAGAGGAAGCAGUUGGUCAUGAAAUUAAAGAAACAAGAAACUUUUCGAGAGGUUUCAAGUAUUGCAGAAAUCAUUGAUGUUCCAAGCACCAGCAAGAAAAAGCAGAAGAAGCAUUUGGUCAAUAAGUUAAAGAAGCAUGAAAUUUCUGCUCAAUUUCCAACUAUUGACAGAAAGGAAAAUACAAUAGAGGCACAAAUUAGCCAAAGUGAUGCAUCUAGUACGGAGGACGUUGACAUGCAGGGCAAAGAGUUGAAAAAGGAGCUUCGAGAGGUUCAAGAAAUGUUAAAUGUUCCAAGCACCAGCAAGAAGAAACAGAAGAAGAAAUUGGCUAAGAAGUUAAAGAAAGAUGAAGUUUCUGCGGAGGUUCCAACGGCCACGGAGAAAGGAAACACGGUUACUAGUUGUGAAACUAUUGAGGCUCAAGAUUUCCAAAGUGAUGCAUGUAAUCCUUCAAAUAGACCUCGUAAACAGUUGGGAAAUGAGCCUCGACAGGUUAAAGAAGUGGUAGAUAUUCCAAGAAUCGCUGCAAAGAAGACUUCUUUACUCGAUGAUUUUAAAAGCGUGGAGAAAAUUACUCGCUGCCGGAGUAGGAAAUUGUCAAACACACAAGUGCAAUCUCCUAAUUAUACAGCAACUAAUGUCUUAAAACCGAAAAGAAAGGCUUCGGACACGGUGGAUGAUAUUGAACGACCAGAAACCCAAAAGGUUCUCAAAAUUGAGAAAGGUACUACUAAGCAAUCUGCUCCUGGGUGUGUUGGCAUCCGAAAGAAAAAAGUAGCCAAUAAAUCAAGAAGUUCGAAAACUUGGCCCCAAUCUGAAGGCUGUGCUCGAAGCUCAAUCAGUGGCUGGGAAUGGCGUAAAUGGUCACUUAGUGCAAAUCCUGCUGAUAGGGCCCGCGCCCGAGGUACUAAUUGUAGUCACGCUCAAAGUAACAGUCUGGAUGCCAAUGUAACUCAGUUGUCGAGUGUUAAAGGACUUUCUGCUAGAACAAACAGGGUUAAGUUGCGUAACCUCCUUGUUGCUGCGGAGGGUACUGAUCUUCUGAAAGCUUCUCAGUUGAAGGCAAGGAAAAAACGUUUACGCUUCCAACGGAGCAAGAUACAUGAUUGGGGUCUUAUUGCAUUGGAACCAAUUGAGGCCGAGGAUCUCGUCAUUGAAUAUGUUGGAGAAUUAAUUCGUCCUAGCAUAUCUGACAUUCGUGAGCGGCACUACGAAAAGAUCGGAAUUGGGAGCAGCUAUCUUUUUCGGUUGGAUGAUGGUUAUGUGGUUGAUGCCACAAAACGUGGUGGGAUUGCUAGGUUUAUAAACCAUUCAUGCGAGCCCAAUUGCUAUACAAAGGUCAUCACAGUUGAAGGCGAGAAAAAGAUUUUUAUCUAUGCGAAACGUCAUAUUUCUGCUGGUGAAGAAAUUACCUACAACUACAAAUUCCCUUUGGAGGAAAAGAAGAUACCUUGCAACUGUGGUUCAAAGAGGUAA